GCCAUAUUGACUCCAGCUAAAGAAAUAGGGCCGUAACAAUCCAUUGCCAUCCUCUACAAGAAGAGGAACAAUGGAUAGCCACUACGGCGUAGAGGUUACUAACAAGUUUGCUCUAAACAUAGAUGAUGAUGAUGAUCCCUUUGAGAUCAUCCAGCAGCAAGAAGAGCUGAAAAAGAAGCUGGACACUCAGGACAAAACCAGCCAGAAAUCGAAGAAGGCCAAACAGGCCAAGAAAAAUGUCUUGCAACCUGAAAAUAAGAACAAACAGUCAGAACAAUCUGUUCUAAAAAAGGAAGACAAAAUAAACAAUCAGUCACAGUCGAGACAGGAUCGUCCACCUCGCAGUGCAAGACAAAACAGGGAGCCUAGAGAUUCCAGAGGAGAUGAUGACCGACGGCCGCGAAGACGAGACGAUAAUGUCUCCAAUGAAAAUAGGAAUGAAGGUGGCUUCCAGAGGUCAGAAGGUGGUGGCUUCAACCGACCAGACAGUGGAUUUGGCGGUGGCCGAGGUGGGUUUGGCGGCCGUGGACGUGGAGGCAUGAGAGGUAGCCGUGGUGGAAGAGGAGGCUCCCGAGGUGGUGGUGGCUUUGGUGGCGAUAGAGUUGACCGUGGCGACCGCAAACGGGAAUUUGAACGACACAGUGGCAGUGACAGAACCAGUGGUGUGAAGGCUACAGAAAAGCGAGAGGGCAGUGGAUCACACAACUGGGGUACCUUUAAGGAUGACUUGGAGGAACAGACAAAGGAACCAACAACGGAAGAGACCAAGGAAUGGAACCCUACAGAAAAUGUUGAAAACCAUGAUCCCAACGAGAGCACAGAAUCCACGGAAGCACCUGCUGAGGAUGAGUCCUCUAAACAGUUGACCUUGGCUGAAUGGAAGGCCCUGCAGGAGAAGACCCGCACGAAAUCCUCGUUCAACAUCCGCAAAGCCGGAGAGGGAUGCGACAACUCCCAGUGGAAAAAGGGAACUGCUUACAAAAAACAAGUAGAAGAUGAAGACGAUGAGGAUGAGGAAGAAUAUGAAGAGGAGGAUGAACACAGAUCCAAACAGGUAGUUACGGACAUCCGUAUUACCUUCAAUGACUCCCCACGGAGGGGCAGAGGUGGAAGAAGGCCUAGGGGUGGCCGAGGAAGUCGUGGCGAUCGUGGAAUGGGACGCGGAGAUAGAAGAGGCGGUGGCUCUCGGGAAUCCGCACCCAAAUUUGACGACGAGAACGAUUUCCCGAGCCUCGUCAAAGCCUGAAGUGGCAGCUCUAUUCUCCUAGAAAAGGAGAGGGCAUUCCCCUGAAAUUUUCAGUGUGUAAUUAAAUAAACUCCCAUCUCAUACUGGAUGACAUUUUGGAAUGAAAGCUAGCUGGUGGGCACAGCAUACCAUUUUUGGUUUCUGGAUACUUUUUCACAUGCAUCUUUGCAUUUGUUUUUAUAUGACAUUUGUUAAAGAUACUGUAUCAUGAUGAUUGCAUUUCUGUAUCAGACGAGAUACUGAUCAUGGUUACAAGUCUCUAUUUGAAGAUACAGUAGUGAUUGCAUUUCCAAUUUUAAGAAGGAAGAUUGCAUUUGAUGGAGUUCAUUCAACCUUUUAUAACCAAAAAGGAAAGAAAGCAGGGACGGGAUCAGUGUUCCUUUGGAACACACAUUAGUUGUGAUAGAUCAAUUACUUGUUGUUCGAAUACAUGUAUUUUCUAGUACCAAAUUUGUCUUGAUGUACUACGUGCUGCUUAGGUAGUGCUUCAAGAUUAAUAUAUUUAUUUGUUCUGGAAACAUUUAUGAAGCUGUACACACCCACUUUUCACAAGCCAAGCCAUUGGAGGAGUUGGGACUAUUGCUAAUGAACUCUUGUAUGGCGUUGUGAAAGUAUUCCUCUGUGCAAACCCAUUUUGACAUUAAUUGGAUGGGCGUGCAAGUUUGAUAUUAAAUGCAUUUUCAUCAGAUUGGAUCAUGAAGAAAUCACUAUAACCCUCAGCUUAAAAUCUAAUGGCCGUUGAACCAGUCAUAUGAUGCAGCAAAUCAAGAUAUCAGUAUUCCACGUCUAGUAAGAAAAAUUAAAAAAUUAAAAAGUGCUGAUAGUUGUGAUUUGUAAUCCAAAUAAUAUGGAUAUCUGUAUAAUUUGAUUUGGCUGCAUCCGAGAUUUAAUCAGCCAUAUUGAAGGGCAUCUUAUUUGGCAUAUGUUUCCUGAAAGAUGAUAAUUUGGCCUUAAAUUUUGCCUUUCAAAGUGGGACAUGUUCAAAACUGCCUGCAUUUAUUUAUUUCCAACAUAUAUAGUUGUAGCAUUUUAAAAUUACAACCACCAUCAUUUUUACAGAUUUGUGCCAAAGUCAUUUGACGCCAAUCUGAAUCACUUCAUUCCUAGGCCACUUCAUUACUUGGGAGAACGUUUUAUAAUAAAUCACUUUAAAAUAGGAUUAUUAUGCCUUGUUUUGACUUGUAAUGGUAAAAUUUUUGGCCUGUAAUCAAUGUUGUUUGAAUCUUGGUAUAUCUGAAUGCAAGUAAAGUAAAAAAUUAAGUUGGUCAAAAAUAUGAAUUUCUAAUGAAAGGUGUAAAAGUAUGUGUAUGGCUGAAGUAGACGAGCUUUGUCCGUCCAAUGAGUGGCUAAUAAUUUUUAUGGUCAUCAUUGAAAAUGCAUCCCAUUAUUUUCUGUAGGGAUGAUGGGCCAUCAACUAUCAUUUCUGCUAUGAGCUUCAAAUGAUUUUGCAUGUCGCUAGCCUUGUAAUUCUCAAUUUAUCCAGUACCUCUGAAUAUUCCAAAGUGUUUCCCAACGUAGACCAUCAACACGACACUGAAUUCAGGCUGAAAAAAAUGCUAUAAUAAACAUAUAUUUUAUAUGCACUUUCAGUGUGAAUCCAUUGUCCCAGUUUUCUUCUUUAAAAAGAAAAAAAUAAGAAUCUUUAAUGGGUGUUGCAGUUUAAAAUGCUUGUCCUAGCAUGGCGGAAUGCAUGUACAUUGUGAGGAGUUGAUAGUCCAUCAUUUCUGUAGAAACUCCCAUCAAUAGUUUGACUGACCCAUACCAUGAAUGUCUGGUUGGUAGCAUGCCAAGUAAGAUUCCUUAGCUUUUUAAAUGUUUUGCUAUUAAAUCUUUGAUUAAAUUCUGGAAUAUUUAA
Pecten maximus is the source of this 3101-nucleotide messenger RNA. Its product is annotated as plasminogen activator inhibitor 1 RNA-binding protein-like. The record is from RefSeq and is a predicted model, not a curated record. Gene Ontology annotation, molecular function: RNA binding. NCBI's taxonomy places the organism in Eukaryota, Metazoa, Mollusca, Bivalvia, Pectinida, Pectinidae. The transcript is spliced from 7 exons. Bases 71 to 1246 code for a protein of 391 amino acids. Gene Ontology annotation, cellular component: nucleus; cytoplasm.